Messenger RNA from Bombina bombina (fire-bellied toad), 2209 nucleotides. RefSeq names its product UDP-GlcNAc:betaGal beta-1,3-N-acetylglucosaminyltransferase 7 (gene B3GNT7). The transcript has 3 exons. Gene Ontology annotation, cellular component: membrane. The coding region runs from base 1 to 1575 and encodes 524 amino acids. Gene Ontology annotation, molecular function: hexosyltransferase activity. Lineage: Eukaryota; Metazoa; Chordata; Amphibia; Anura; Bombinatoridae. The record is from RefSeq and is a predicted model, not a curated record.
AUGAGAGCCGAUCUCGCCAACACUGCUGUUGUGCGGCAACCUGAGACACGAGAAGCGCAUACUCCUUUACUAAAUGGAGGCCGCAAAAACAGGAUCUUCCUCAUCCCAGCUGCCGUUAAGAAGACCCUACAGCCUGACAGAUGGGACCUGAGAGGGGGACAGUUUGCGGUGCUGCUUGAUUCCACCAGGGGCAUUACUGGCAUCUACAGAGCCGUCUCAUUGAAUAUGCUGCGGUCCGCUAUUUGUGCGCAACACCGUCCACUGAGUGACCUAGUUGACAUGGCCUACACUCAGAUCACAAAGUGGACCAUCCUCUUAUGUUUUGUGAAAAUAACAGCAUCUUCAGUCUCCACAGGUUUGACAAAUAGAAGAAAAGGGAGGAAAAUCGUUUAUAAAAGUUUAUGCCUCUCCUUCUGCCUAGUGAUUGCACUGACUGUCCUGCAGAGAGGGACAGCUCCAGGACUAUUCAUGGAGGGAUCACUAAAGUUUUCCGGAUCCGGAUCACAGGAGCUUAUGAAUGCUCAAAAGAGGGACACCCAUCCAAUCCCUAGUAGUUUUUGGGCAAACAAGGUGAAGAAACAGGUUGCACAUGAUCUUCUGAGCACUGAGAGCAGCACUGUAGAGUGGGAUGUAAACUCUAUCAACUGCACAACAAACUGGAACCUCACACAUUUGGAUUGGUUCAAGACAAUAGAACCAAACUUCCAGCAGUUCUUGCUUUAUCGACAUUGUAGAUAUUUCCCUAUCAUUAUUAACAAUCCACAGAAAUGCAGUGAUGAUGUCGAGCUUCUCAUUGUGGUGAAAUCAAUUAUCACACAACACGACCGCAGGGAGGCUAUCCGCAAGACCUGGGGGAAGGAAAAGGAGGUGGAUGGCAAGAAAGUGAGAACUUUAUUCCUUUUAGGAACAGCCAUGAAGGAAGAGGAGCGGGCCAAUUAUCAGAAACUCCUUGAGUUUGAGAACUUGAUAUAUCGGGAUAUUUUGCAAUGGAACUUCCUUGAUUCUUUCUUUAAUCUGACCCUCAAAGAGGUUCACUUCCUUAAGUGGAUGACCAUCUACUGUCAUGGGGUGAAAUACAUCUUCAAAGGGGAUGAUGAUGUUUUUGUUAGCCCAGAUAACAUCCUGGAAUAUCUUAGCAUCAACGAAACACCUGACCUAUUUGUGGGAGAUGUUCUUUUCAAAGCUUAUCCCAUCCGCAAGAAGGAGAACAAGUAUUAUAUUCCCACUGCUCUUUAUAACAAAACCAGCUACCCACCAUAUGCUGGAGGUGGGGGUUUCCUUAUGGCAGGUCCAUUAGUGAAGAGGUUGUAUAAAGCAUCAGAGAGCCUAGAGCUGUACCCCAUUGAUGAUGUAUUUCUCGGGAUGUGUUUGGAGGUUAUCAAAGUCAGUCCAAUUAAGCAUGAAGGGUUCAGAACUUUUGGCAUUGUAAAAAACAAGAGCAGUAAGAUGAACAGGGAGCCAUGUUUCUUCAAGAGCAUGAUGGUGGUACACAAACUUUUACCAGAUGAUUUAAUGCAUAUGUGGAAACUUGUUCAUAGUAAUUUGACCUGUUCAAGAAAAUUAAACAUCCUUUAGUGUCUGUGCCAGUUAAAGUUCAGAGUGGACAUGUGUAACUUAUUUCAUUGUACUGUAAUCAGGAAUUUCCCUGGCAGGUAUAGGGAAAAGCCUUAUAUAAUUGAACUGUUUUAUUUGUAAAGCUCAUAUGGUUUUAUAGGACUUCAGACCUUGUGUGCCUUAUUUGAAGAGAUCUCAUGGAAUCUUCUUCAGGGACCGAGAUGUGCACAUUAGCCAACUAUAGGGCCAUGGAAUAUUCACACAAGUGCUACGUUUGUGGAGAAGGCCUAAUUAUGGACAGGAGCACAAAUGGGACCAUGAAUCUAUAACUCUGAGUUACCCUGACAGAAAUAACCAAGAACAAAACUCUGAACUAGCAUAUGUCAGGAGUCAUAUGUGCUCUAGUUUCUUGGGUCAGAAUGAAGUAAUGGAGAAAGUGACCCAAUGACUUUGAUCCCUAUGCGGUUUGCAGUGAAGCAUAAUCUCUAAACUGAUGCCAAAACCAUAAAAAAAACUCUUGUCAAAAGAGACCUCACAGAAACUUUUAUUUGAUUAUUUGACUUUAACCUUGAUUGGUUUGUUGAAGUAAAUGGUAAAAAUACGUAUUAAUUUAUGAAAGUAAAAUUUAAAUUAAAUGAAUGAAUAUGAAAAUCUC